Messenger RNA from Gloeophyllum trabeum ATCC 11539, 369 nucleotides. RefSeq lists its product as uncharacterized. The record is from RefSeq and is a predicted model, not a curated record. The transcript has a single exon. The coding region runs from base 1 to 369 and encodes 122 amino acids. NCBI's taxonomy places the organism in Eukaryota, Fungi, Basidiomycota, Agaricomycetes, Gloeophyllales, Gloeophyllaceae.
AUGACUCUUCGCCGCGCCAUGGACCGGGUGUUAGAAGUUGAAAUCAUCGGUGGGGAUCACCAUGGUGAGAUUGCUCUCAUCCCACGGAUAUCCCUCACACCACCGAACAGCCAGGGGAGCUUCACGUUCCUCCUCAAACGCCGACAAUUCCCAGUUCGGCUUGCAUUUACAAUUACAAUCAAUAAAGCGCAGGGUCAAUCUGUCAAAUAUGUGGGGAUUGACCUUCGAAUUCCAGUAUUUACUCAUGGACAGUUGUAUGUUGCUCUCUCCCGUGCAACAUCAGCUCACCGGAUCCGCAUCCUCUUGCCCGACACUUCAAUCGAACCAUUGACGAAAAAUAUUGUAUUUCCAGAAGUUCUAUUAGAUUGA